GUUGUAACUAAAGAUCCUAAAGCACAAGCCUGUGGACUGAAUGGUAAAAGGAAGGAACAGCUGCCUCUGAGCUUGCAUGUGAGAGAAGGCAGGAAAGGAUCUGGCCACAACUGUCUGAGGCUUUGCAAGCGAGGGAAAAAAGAAGAAAAGAAAGGAGGAAUGAGCUGAGCACGGAGGACUCAAACUCACCCCCCACCCCCCCAUACCCAACUUGGACAGCAAAGAAGGGACUGCAAACGUGGUGAGGCUACAUCCCAAGAGCCUCUAUCCAGAGAGGGAGCAGGCUGAAGAAGAUACCUUCUAGCAUCCUUCUCCGAUCCCUGGAGUCAGGACCCUGAGCAUGGAGGACCUGGGGUAUGACGACAGCAGUUAUUUUGACAACCAGACUAGUGACUGUGAGUACACAGAGUGGAGUCCAUCCCUGACCCUCAUUCCCACCAUUUACCUGCUGGUCUUCCUUCUGGGCACCUCGGGCAAUGGAUUGGUGCUGUGGACCAUCUUUCGGGGGGGCCGCGAGAAGCGGCGCUCAGCCGACACCUUCAUUGCCAACCUAGCCAUGGCUGACCUGACCUUUGUAGCCACACUGCCAUUGUGGGCUGCCUACACCUGCCUGAAUUAUCACUGGCCCUUUGGCACCUUCGCUUGCAAACUUAGCAGCUAUCUGGUCUUUGUCAACAUGUACGCCAGCGUCUUUUGCCUAACAGGACUCAGCUUUGACCGCUAUUUGGCUAUUGUACGGCCAAUGGCUAGCACCAAACUGAGAUCACGGGCCAGUGGGCUGGUGGCCACCAUCACCUUGUGGGUCUUGGCGGCUAUGUUGGCCCUGCCUGCCUUGAUCCUCCGUGAGGCAGCCAUGCUACGUGGGGAGGACAAGAUCACUUGCUACAUGGACUACUCAAGUGUGGUGGCCAAUGGGACUGAGGGGGCAUGGGAGGUGGGGCUGGGCCUGUCCUCCACACUGCUGGGCUUUGUCAUUCCUUUUGCUGUCAUGCUGACCUGCUACUUCUUCAUUGCACGCACCAUUGCUGGACACUUUCGGAAGGAACGCAACGAGGGGCUACAAAAGAGGAAGAGGCUGCUGACCAUCAUCAUUGUGCUGGUGGUCACUUUUGCUGUCUGCUGGUUGCCCUACCACCUUGUGAAGACUAUAUAUGUGCUGAUGGACCUGGAGGUGAUGCCCUGGUCCUGCAGUUUCCACACCUUCCUCAACAACUUCCACCCUUACUGCACCUGUGUGGCCUACAUCAACAGCUGCCUGAAUCCCUUCCUCUAUGCCUUCUUUGACCCCCGCUUCCGGCAGGCUUGCACCACUGUCCUGGGCUGCAGCCAGGGCCGCUGGUCAGGCUCUGGUGGGGAUAAAUCAGCCAGCUACUCCUCUGGCCACAGCCAGAACCUUCCAGGGAAGGGUGGGGAGACACAGAGAGAGAAGGUGAGCCCAGACACUCAUGAUACGCUGGUUCGGGGCUAAGAGUAAGCCUGCUACCAGGGACAAGUAGAGCCAGACCCAUCUUUUCCUCCUCAUUCUCCCUUCCCACCUUCUGUUCUUCACCCUCACUCCAUCUCAGCUUCCUUCAUUUGUCCUUCACCUUCCCUUUCAUGAAUUCUCCUCCUCUUUCCCAGGUUUUCCUCUCCAUUUCUCUCCUCUCUCUCUUCCUCCAUCUUUCUCUCUCUUUCUCCCAUUCUCCCUCUCUUCCUCUGUUGCAGGGCUGGUAUGGAUAAAGUUCCAAAGUCAUGCUGAAUCUCUCUUUGACCUAGCUUAUAGCUAGGGACAGAGGUUAGCUGAGGUGAAGCCCUCUCUCCCUGCUCUGGAGAGGUUUCAGCAUGAUUUGCUGUCUGUUUCUCAGUGGCACAGCUUUUGGGGCAUGGGUGGGGAGGUUGGAGGAUACCCCAUAUCAUCCCACUCUGAUCUACCUCUUUCUCUAGAGUCUAGACCUUGCUUUUGCAACCCCUGCUGUGCUCUGAGGCUGAACAGAAUGGUUAGUGCUGCUGCCUCUCCUGAAAGCCUUGCUCCUGGCCCUCUGGAAAUUCAUUGUACCUUUAGAGGUUGGAUGGAGGAAGAUGUGGGGCUGCAGUCCCUUCUUUCACCCCCAAUGUAACUGUCUGCCUUCUUUCUCGAUUUAGUAGCGGGAAGUAAAGGUCUGAGAAGCCUUGAGCGAAGAACUCGCCCUGUGGUUGUGCGUUGGGAGGAGUAGAUAUAAAAGCCUCCCCCCUUCCCCUAAGUGGAGUCUGAUGAGGUGACCCUUGUGCCCCAUACCCUCUCAUAUGGAUGGCAGGGGCACUUUUGGAAAUGUGUAUCAUAUACCGCUUUGCUUUGUAACCUGCCCCCAGUAGCUCUUGCCAUCAGUAGGUCUCAAUGUUCUUUACAAAAAACAGUAACAUUGCCUGGUAGCAGACAGGCAAACUGGGGGGGGGGGAGGCAAAAUGACAUCACCAAGAUCAUGCAGCUGUUCAUUAGUGCAUACAGGAUGAGACCUCAGCUCUACCCACUAGGGACUAGGCUACACUGUCAGCCUCUUGCCAUACCCUAGGGCCAGUGGGCUACAGGAGGAGCUUUGACUGUGUGUCUCGCUGCAUGCAUCAAGAAAGGGCCGGGGGCAAGUAUUGACUGGAGAGGAGCCAGGAGCCCCAAAAGUAUGGGGCUUGAAGUCUGUCAUGGCACCAGGACUGUUUGGACCUCUAUAUGCUGCCUGUAUUCUAAGGACUGUGCCAGAGCAAGGUCCAGGAGAAUCAGAGGGGUUGGGGGAGGAGGGGGAGCAUUCAAUCCAUGAGACUGUGGAUGGGUGGACUGUGGGAGUAUAUUCUCUGAGCUUCCCAGCAUGUGGGGAACAGAGAAGCAUCUUUAUUGUUGUUGAUCACCUGACAGAGAGCAUGUCUACAAGAGGGGCCAGACCCAUCAGAACCAAACCCCAGUGACAUCCGAACUCAACCACAGCACCUGCUGGUCAAGGUUUCAGCGCAGAGCAUUUCCCUUUGUGUUUAUCAUUUCCCUCCAGGUCUCAACCUCCACAGUUUGGUGAGAAAGGCCCUGGCCCCUCCGGCCGGGUAUGGGGCUUGUGUUUCCAUCCUGUGGGAGAAGAAGGUUGUGACCUGCAGUGAGAUCUCCAGCACCUGACUCUGGCCAAACUAGCUUUUUUGGUGGUCCUAUUCAUGGGAGCAUCUCAGAAACCGCAACUUUUGUUUGGGCCAUCCCAUCAGAGCUUUGAAUAAUAGGUUCCCCGCUUAGAGUAAGGGGCUCUCACUGAGAGCAGGAUCACUGGCAUGCUAAUACAAUAGACUUUUUAUGUGUAAAAAAUAAAGGAA
Messenger RNA from Alligator sinensis (Chinese alligator), 3300 nucleotides. It is a transcript of the gene APLNR, whose product is annotated as apelin receptor. The coding region runs from base 341 to 1468 and encodes 375 amino acids. Gene Ontology annotation, molecular function: G protein-coupled receptor activity. Gene Ontology annotation, cellular component: membrane. NCBI's taxonomy places the organism in Eukaryota, Metazoa, Chordata, Crocodylia, Alligatoridae. Gene Ontology annotation, biological process: immune response; G protein-coupled receptor signaling pathway. The record is from RefSeq and is a predicted model, not a curated record. The transcript has a single exon.